Phoenix dactylifera (date palm) is the source of this 1484-nucleotide messenger RNA. RefSeq lists its product as uncharacterized. The record is from RefSeq and is a predicted model, not a curated record. Lineage: Eukaryota; Viridiplantae; Streptophyta; Magnoliopsida; Arecales; Arecaceae.
CCCUUAAAAACUCCCACCAACGUCUCUUUCUCUCUCCCCUCGUCUCUCUUUACUCUCCUAUUUGGUCUCUUUCCAUCCUCUUCUUCCUCUCCAUUUCUGGUUCAGAUAGAUCUCUUCCUUCCUUUUCCCACUGCCGACUGGAAACAGCAGCAGAUGGAGCCAGCCAACAUCGACUGGAAGACCAUCGAAUCCAAGUGCGUGAGGGAUGACAUCUACGAGCACAUCAAUGCUCCAAAAUGGAUGGAUCUCGCCAACCUCGACGCUUCUCCGGUCGAUGACGAAGCCUGGUUCUGCCGCCCCGAUUGCAGACAUCCAAAGACUGUAGAAGAUUUCCAGAGAUGGACUCCUAGUCCCAAGGUGAAACACGCGAGAUCGAGCUCGGAAAUGCUGCCGCUGGGAGAGCGGAAUGGCAAUCAGAGAGAGGCAAAUAACUUGAAAAGGAGAGGGAUCGCGGCAUUCUUCCCUUCGUCUCCUCUCCGCGAGCCAUCAAAACCCAAAGCAGCUGCUCCCAAGAAGUUUAGAGAUGAUGCUGAGAACCAGAACCCCAAUCUUUCGACGACUCCUACUAGCAGGCAAUUUGGUGCUCCCAAAGGGGGCAAGACUACCAAGGAGAUGAUCAAGUCAAGCGCAGAAAAGAAGGUGGAGGAGGAGAGGGAGGAGUGGCAGCAGCAGAAGAAGCCUCAGCCGCGGCUCAAGAGUACGCUCUCCGCAAGGAAUCUAUUCUCCGGGAAGGACAUCUUGAGCCAGCUCUCGGAGUUCUGCCAAGAACUCAAGAAGCUGGCUGCCAGAAGUGAGAGACCUGUUGCCCAAGAAGAGGCUGAUGAGGAGGUGAAGAAGGUUUCAAAAGCAGCUCCCGAGGAGGAGGCGGAGAAGAGGGAGCGGGGGAAGACCGAUCGGGAUCUGAAUUCCAAGAACAAUGAUGUAUCAGAGAAAAAGAGUGGCAAAAGGCCAAUGAGGAUUGAGGUAGAAAAGCACAAAUAUAAGAAGGGUCUUGAAGAGAACUCAUCUGUGCUAAGCGAGGUAAGAGCUUGUCCUCCCACGCCUCAGCGCAUUCCUUCCCCUUCAAGUCGGCGCCUCAGGAUCCCCAAGGCCACCACAACAACCAGCUCUCCUCUCAAUAAGCCUCCUAGAUCUACACCUCCGAGGGGAAUACUUCGGGAGUUGGAGAAGAGUAGAGAGGAGAAAAGAGAAUUGGCUGCAAACAGUGAAGACAGCAACAGCGCUUCUGUUGCUUCUGAUAAUGAAAGAAGUUCAAUGAAUAUGUUUUGGUUCUUGAAGCCUUGUACUUACCUGGUAAAGUAGGUUACAGGUUUUAGACAUACUGCCAAGUCACUGAUCUUUAUUUUGUUUAAUUCUUAUUUGAUUCAUUUGUUUAAAGGAUGAGAUGAAUUGUAUCCAUCUGUUGAGAAAAUAAGCAUGCGUAAGUAUACUUGGAUGUGUUUCAUGUUUUGUUUUAUACAUAAAUAUUUUUUCAGUCACAUCUA